AUGGUCGCCACCGCAAGUUUUUCAGCUCUCUGCCUCGGCCUUCCACCAUCACCCGAAAACGCGCCUGCUACCAUCAAUAUUGACCGGACUUGCGCGUUGUUCGCUCUCGAAGUUGCAGGAAACCGCGUCGCGAUCACAUCGGAAUGUAGUAGGAGGAGGGUUGAGGAGGAACCCGGAGAUGAAAUUCCUCGACUGCAUCGAAUCCUUAACCUUCCCUUCACUCCUCGCGCAAAUCGUGUAUCGACAACCUCAAUCUCAUCCAACGACUUGUUUAUCUCGACUAAUUCGUCCGCAAGUUCGACCUCCGAGGACGAUAAAGAGAAUGAAGCUCCUCGAUUGACUGAGGCGGCGUCUACUACACUCUCGCAGAACAGGAUGAAGCAAACGAGCACUUUGCAGCCUCCCGUCUCCAGUUUCCAGGCCAAUCAUGCGAGUGGCGUGAAGCAGUCCAGUCUACCCAUCGGUAACAAGAACUGGGGGUUGACGUUGAAUAGGAAGCCUUCUUUCACGACGGGUAUGCCACAUGCCACAUUCUUGUCCAAGGAGCGAAGACUGCCAUUGCGCGAUUUGGUUCCGUCGGCCCUUUCCGCCAAGCAAAAGGUCAUUAAACGACCGGCUCCUAAACCACGUGUCCCCCAGUUCACCAAUCCCUUCAGUGGAAAUGUCCCCAUACCCGUUCCAGCUGCCUCGUACACCUUCUCCAAUGCUUCAGCAAACAGUAACGACGUAGCCAACCGGACUGCAUCCUGGAGACGGGGAAACCCUAUUCCUUCGCCUAUCCCGUUCCACAGCAGCGACAUGGGCCUCGCUUCGUUUGUAGCUGUCACUUAUCCGGACGAAAUCGUUGAACUGCAUCGUAGGAGGAUCUACCCAUCGUCGACCGAGCCCGAGAGCAACUGGUGUGUAGGCGAAACCAUCGAAUACGUUCGUCGUCGUGAUCUCUAUCCAUACGAUGUCGUCAAGCCAGUCGUCAAGACGUCUACCAUCGAGGUUGGCUCGCCGAGACCUGUGAGGGUCAACCGGUAUCACGAUACGCAGAAAUGGUUGCAGAGGUUGGCGAGGGAGCUAGCAGCUGAUUAG
Marasmius oreades (fairy-ring Marasmius) is the source of this 1080-nucleotide messenger RNA. RefSeq lists its product as uncharacterized. The record is from RefSeq and is a predicted model, not a curated record. The transcript is spliced from 2 exons. The coding region runs from base 1 to 1080 and encodes 359 amino acids. NCBI's taxonomy places the organism in Eukaryota, Fungi, Basidiomycota, Agaricomycetes, Agaricales, Marasmiaceae.